GUUCGCCACCUUAACUUCGGGCGCUGUCAAUAGUAGGCGAUUGCUGCGAAGCCUCGGAGCGCCCUUCCUGAGUGAGGGCGGAAGUGAGGGCAGCACCGCUCAAGCGGUCUCCACAUUCUCUCCUGCCUCGCACGUGGAAGGGGCACCCAUCAUGCUGCGCCGCGAGGCCCGCCUGCGCCGCGAGUACCUGUACCGCAAGGCCCGCGAGGAGGCGCAGCGGUCGGCCCAGGAGAGGAAGGACAAGGUCCGGCGCGCGCUCGAAGAGAACCGCCUGAUCCCCACCGAGCUCCGCCGGGAGGCGCUGGCCCUGCAGGGAUCCCUGGAGUUUGAUGAUGCCGGCGGUGAAGGUGUGACCAGCCACAUGGAUGAUGAAUAUCGGUGGGCGGGGGUUGAGGACCCCAAAAUCAUGAUCACCACCUCCCGGGACCCCAGUUCCCGCCUUAAGAUGUUUGCGAAGGAGCUGAAGCUGGUGUUCCCGGGUGCGCAGCGCAUGAACCGAGGCCGCCAUGAGGUGGGGGCCCUGGUGCGAGCCUGCAAAGCCAAUGGGGUCACUGACCUGCUGGUGGUCCACGAGCACCGAGGCACACCUGUGGGGCUCAUUGUCAGCCACCUGCCCUUCGGCCCCACGGCCUACUUCACGCUCUGCAAUGUGGUCAUGCGGCACGACAUCCCUGACCUGGGCACCAUGUCGGAGGCCAAGCCCCACCUCAUCACACACGGCUUCACCUCCCGCCUGGGCAAGCGCGUCUCCGACAUACUGCGUUAUCUAUUCCCUGUGCCCAAAGACGACAGCCACCGGGUCAUCACCUUUGCAAACCAGGACGACUACAUCUCAUUCCGGCACCAUGUCUACAAGAAGACAGACCACCGCAACGUGGAGCUCACCGAGGUCGGGCCACGCUUUGAGCUGAAGCUGUACAUGAUCCGCUUGGGCACGCUGGAGCAGGAGGCCACGGCCGAUGUGGAGUGGCGCUGGCACCCCUACACCAACACCGCACGCAAGAGGGUCUUCCUGAGUGCCGAGUGAGCCGCCUGCAAGUCAGCACAUGGGCGUGGAACCCGGGGAGCCCCGGAGCUCCAGUGUGGGACUGUGCGGGAUGCAGGGAUCCCCAUAGAGACUCUCUGUCACGCAGCCUGCCAGCCUCUGAGUGGGGAGGUAGGGCCGGUCCGUUCACGGCAGUGUACUGGCUCCAGCCAUCUCUGUGGAGGGCGGCAGCCUCAGGUUAGUGCUCUGUGGGACCCUCUACUCCCUGGGGACACUUGGAGGCUGGGAUCUCCCCCAGGCCUCUCCACACUGCUCCCCUCUUUGCGCCCAUGUUCCCGGUACGUACCCAUGGGCCCAACAUGCACAGUGCUCAUACAGGUUUCAGAAACACUAGGAGGUGCCCGGUGGGAGAAGGGUCUUUGUUAGGGCCCUGCAGAGCGCCCACCCCCUGCCCCAGCCUUGCUGCCCCAUGAGGCGUGUGUGUACUCCACUUCAUGGGCAUGAUGGAAAUUUGCUCUCCUGGACCUGCACGUCCCCGGCUCCCUCCCUGCAGCGCCUGCGGCCACCCUUCUGUUGUGCUUCUGCGAGUGACUGUUCAGAUGGCUCAGCUCCGUGCCAUCAUGGAGUGGUCGUCCCUGUAUCGCUGAGUUCUGUGUCCCCAGGCUCACUGGCGCUGUUACAAAUGACAGGAAGAACGUGCGUACGCACCACGCUGCCUGUGCCCAUUCACUGCCCGCGGACAAUGGGGCUGUUCUGUAUCCUGGCCAUCCGCAGUCGUGCGGCGCUGAGCCUGGGAUAACAGACACCUCCAGGAAAUGCUGGCUUUCGUUUCCUCUGGGUGUGUGCCCGGAAGUAGGAUCGCUGGAUCACGUGGCCGUUAUAUUUUUAACCUUUUGAGGAACCCACGUAUGUUUUCCAUGAAGACUGUUCCCAUUCCCAUUGCUACCGAACCUGUGCCUGUUCCCUUUUCCCACCUCCCUGUCAAUACUGACUGUUUUUAGAGUGAGUGUCCUAGCAGGUGUGAGAUGAUAGCUCCCUGUGGCUUUGAUUUGCAUUUCCACAAUGACUAGUGAUGAUGAAUACACCUUUUGGUCAUUUAUCUGUUGUCUUUGGAGAAGUGUCUAGUCAGAUCCUCUGCCUAUUUGUCUUUGAAUAAAUCUUUGCUUUAUUGUUGUA
Molecule: messenger RNA, 2161 nt
Organism: Oryctolagus cuniculus (rabbit)
Lineage: Eukaryota; Metazoa; Chordata; Mammalia; Lagomorpha; Leporidae
Source: RefSeq, a predicted model, not a curated record